AAUAACAAUAGAUUAGCUGAAUUUGUGAGGCAAUCGGAUUCUCGUGAUUUAUAUUACUGUCUCUUCCUCACUCAAUCAUAAUUUUCAUCAUCCUAAUCAUCAUCAUCACCGCCACAAGUAACACUAUUAACAAAUGAUCACCAAUCCUGAUAGAAGAGAGAGAGAGAGAAACAGAUUGAGUGAGUUAGUGAGAGAGAAAGAGAACAACUAAUUGUGAUAUUAGAAUAGAAGAGAACAUAUCCUUCUUUUUUAAUAUUCUCUUCUUUUUUUCUCUCUCUCUUUUUCUGUUUUCGUUUCUCUCUCCGUGUGAGUGUUUUUCUUUUCUCUCCUUUUUCUCUUUUAUCUCUCUCUCGAUCGCUCUCUCCUGUCUUCUUCUUCCAUUCUGUGUUUUGUGUUUGUUUUCUUUCUUUCAUCAUCUUACUUUUCUUCUUCUUUUUCUUGGCUGAGUUUUCAUUUUUUUUUCUCUCUUCUUCUUCUUCUCCUCCAUUGGGGAACCAUUGGUCUUUUCUCACUGUGUUUAAUAUUUAGUAUUGUUGAUUGUUCUUUAGGUGAUUUUCUUUCUCUCUGUUAAUUAUUACAUUUGAAAUUCUUUUGUGAUCAUCGCGAAAAUAAUCAACAUUCAUCACCAUCCAAAUUGAGAUAAUUUUCUUUCUCCUAAUCAUCUGAUGUCUACUAAUGUUGACAAAUGCUUUCUACAAUUAUCUCCCCUUCUUCUUCAUCAUCACCAUCAAAUCAUCAACAUCUACAACAUCAUCAAAACCAAAUUAACAAUCAGAGAGCAAUGAGGUUAACCUUUGAAACUCAUGGAUUUCAUGGUUACGGUUUGAAGUUUUCUCCUUUUUCACCAAACCUUUUGGCCUGUGCUGCAUCUCAGAAUUAUGGACUAGUUGGACAAGGUUGUCUAUUUAUUCUGGAUCAUGAUUCAGACAAAGGAAUCAGAUGUUUACGUAAAUUGGAUUGGCCAAAAGACGGUCUUUUUGAUUUGACCUGGUCCGAGGUGAAUGCUGGAACUAUUUGGACGGCUGGAGCCGAUGGAUCCAUUCAAAUUUGGGACAUUGGUGAUCCUGGUUGUUCCGUCGAAGGUCCAGUAAAAGAUGCUAAACUUUCAUCAGUUAUACCAGCUCAUCAUUCAGUAAUUAGCUCCAUCCAAUGGAGUCAAGUUCGUUCUGAUCAACCCGCUGUUUUAACCUCCUCCUGGGAUUCAACGAUUAAAAUUUGGGAUGGUUUGAAUGCUCGUCAAUUGACCAGUUUUAAUGGUCAUGAAGCCUUAGUUUACGAAAUUGCCUGGUCUCCUUUACUUUCAUCAACUUUUGCCUCUUGUUCACGAGAUGGGACCAUUCGUGUUUGGGACAAAUCAACACCCCCCGGUCAAGCUAGUCUAAUCAUCAAAGCCUCACAAUCAGAGAUUCUCUCCUGUGAUUGGUGUAAAUAUGAUUCAAAUAUCUUAGUCUCUGGUUGUUCCGAUAAAACAAUUCAACUUUGGGAUCUUCGUUCUGUCAAUAAUGGACCAUUAACGGAACUUAAAGGCCACGAGAGAGCAGUGAAAAAAGUACGAUUUAGUCCUCAUAGCGCCUCAAUAAUUGCCUCUGUUUCAUAUGAUUUCACCACUCGUCUUUGGAAUUACCUUGAUUCCGAUCAAGGUUUAUCAUCUAAAUCAAAAUUGAUCAUCACCCGACAAAAUCACAGUGAAUUUGUUUACGGAUUAGAUUUCAAUGUUCAUCUACCCUACGUACUAGCUGAUUGUGGAUGGGAUCGGUACAUUUGUAUCUUUGCCAAUCAGAUGUAGAUGAAGGAGCAUCAACACAAAACAAAUAUGCAAACAAGAUGAUCAGAUUUAUCAUCACAAGGAAAAGAAAGCAAAUUGUUGAAAGAGAAAUCAAAUAAGAAGAGAGAGAGAGUAAGAAAGAGAAGAUAAAAGGCUGAAAGAUAAUUUAAAAAUGCCUUUUUCUCCUCCCACUUCCGUCUAUCAUCCAUUCAUUACUCUCCCUUAUCUUCUCAUCUCUCUCUCUCUUUUCUAUUUCUCUCUUCACUGUCAAUUUGCAUUUCUUUUUCUUGUCUCUCAUCUCACUCUCAUCCCACCCUCGCAAGUUCGUUCAUUCAAACUAUCACAUACCAAUUUCAAUUCAUUUUUUCUCACUUUUCAUCUUCCUCCUCUUCAUCUCUCUAACCAUAAGCUGACAUUGGAAGGCUGAUCGAUCUCGCCAAAGUCAAGCUCAUUUCGUCACAACGAUGUGAACGAAAUUCCCUUUUGUUUUUUUUUUCAUCUUUUCUUUAUUACUCCUAAUUUAUCAAUACAUUAUGAACCAAAGCCGGAAACAACGACAUAUACACAGAAUAGUUAAGCUAAUCUUCAAUGAUUUUUGUUUCUCUCUCAAUUUUCUCACUCUAUUGUGAUUAUACAAGUAUAUUUAAUAUAUAAAUAGCUAGGCUUGACUUAGCCAAGAACCAGAAAAUUUUCAAGUAAUUAUUAUUAUUACAAUUAUUAUAAUAACUUUAUUAUUAUUAUUACAUUUUUGAUGAAAACAAUGAAUGAAGCUAAUUAGCUUACGAAUUACCUAUUGAAUUUAAAAGUAACAAUAGUUAAUAAUAAGGUUCCACUAGGGAAAAAAACCCAAAUGUUUUUCUUUUCUUGGUUCUAAGGCGUCGAUUUUGAAUAUUUAAGGGUUUAUUAUGAUUUCCACUCUCCCUCCCACUUCCUCUUCUUCCUCUUUUCAAAACUUUUCUCACUCUUUGAAAACUUUUCAUCUUUUUCAUUAUCAUCUCAAUGCAUUUAUAUUUAAUUGUCUAUACAAACAAAAUGUUGACCCAACCCUCAUCUCUUUAACCGAAUUAGGAGUUUGUAUUAAGUUAUAACCCAAGUAAGAAUUAAAUCAUUAUGAUUAACUAAUUGUAAUGGGUUAUCACUUUCUCUCUCUCCCAGCAAUUUGUUUGCUCUCUCACGAAUCUCAUCCAAUUGUGAUCUUUUCUCUCUCUCUCUCUUCCUCUUCCUUUUCUUUCUUCCUCAUCUUGAUAUUUUCUUAAUGAAAAGUUUUCUCUUUCACACUUUUUCUCAUAUUUAUCGUUUGUUACCUUUUCAUCUUGAAAUUUAAUAGCAAAUGAAUUAAAUUAAUUAAUUUCUUCCUUUUUCACAAUCAACUAA
Messenger RNA from Panonychus citri (citrus red mite), 3139 nucleotides. Its product is annotated as peroxisomal targeting signal 2 receptor-like. The record is from RefSeq and is a predicted model, not a curated record. Bases 686 to 1786 code for a protein of 366 amino acids. NCBI's taxonomy places the organism in Eukaryota, Metazoa, Arthropoda, Arachnida, Trombidiformes, Tetranychidae. Gene Ontology annotation, cellular component: peroxisomal matrix; cytosol. Gene Ontology annotation, molecular function: protein binding. Gene Ontology annotation, biological process: protein import into peroxisome matrix. The transcript has 3 exons.